GCCUUGUGACUACUACUGCUCUGCAGUGCAGUGCAGUGCUGCAAUAGUCCUUUCCGCCGUUGCCACGCCUCGUGCAGCUGGUCUCUCUCUUUUGCUUAACCCUGUUUUUUUUUGUCUAAUCAACUGAGGCCUUCGUAAGUUGGAGAUUGACCGUAAGAUCCCGUUAGAGUUACGGGUUUAGAUUUCACCUUGCUCUUCUUCUUCUUCUUCACCAUUUUAUUGAGCCGCUUCUUUCCUUUCGGUUGUUUCAACCCCUGCUGCACCAGACAGGCCAUGGGCGCCGCCGUCGUCACUUGGUCAGACUUUUUUGCCUAUUGUUUGAGUCAGCUAUCAAUUUAAAAUCUAAAGCGUAAGUGGAUUUAACGUUCGAAAGAAUCGAGGAGUUACCAUUAGUCUAUUUGGAGCAGGUGCUUGGUCAAGAUAUGCCUUCAACAUGGGCCGAGUUGCCACCGGAUAUGGUGGCCCCUGAGAAUGGAAGUUCAGAGGGUGCUUCAUGUGGUCGGUCUGCCAGGCCAUCAUAUGUUCCUCCUCAUUUGCGAAACCGUCCUCAAGCUGCUGCUGCUGUGGAUAGAGUGAUCAAUCCCACGGUUGCGGAGUCAAAAGAUUCUGCCCGAGGGGCGCCGGGAGGGCGACCUGCUUGGGGAAACCCGAAUCCUGUAGCCGCUGCCGCCCCCCAAGCGGACGGCGGAGUUGCAGCAAGGGUCAGCAAUGGAUCUGGUUGGGGCUCUGGUGCAGCAGUGAACCAUGCAGCGAGCUGGGGAAAUUCAAACGGUUCUGGUAGAAGCUAUGGAGGCGUUGGGAGAGGUCAUAGAGGAGGUUGGGAGAGGGAGGCCAACCCUUUUGCCAAUGACGAACAAGUUUCAGAGACGAUCUUUGAGGCAGAAAAUACGGGCAUCAAUUUCGAUGCUUAUGAAGAUAUUCCGGUGGAAACGAGUGGGAACAACGUGCCCCCUCCUGUGAACACUUUCGCAGAAAUUGAUCUUGGCCCAGCACUCAACGAGAACAUUCGGCGAUGCAAGUACACGAAGCCAACGCCGGUGCAGAGGUAUGCGAUUCCGAUUAGUUUGCAUGGUCGGGAUCUAAUGGCUUGCGCACAGACAGGCAGUGGAAAAACUGCCGCAUUCUGCUUUCCGAUUAUUGCAGGAAUAAUGAGGAACACCCCCCCUGGGCGUUCUCGUGGCGGAAGGAAGGCCCUGCCGCUGGCUCUUAUACUUUCACCCACGAGGGAAUUGUCGUGCCAAAUUAGUGACGAAGCCAAAAAGUUUGCGUAUCAGACUGGCAUUAAAGUAGUAGUCUGUUAUGGUGGCGCUCCUGUCCAUAAUCAGCUUAGGGAAAUGGAAAGAGGUGUAGACAUUUUAGUUGCAACCCCCGGACGUUUGAGUGACCUUUUGGAGAGGGCUAGGGUAUCCUUAUCCAUGGUUCGAUAUUUGGCGUUGGAUGAGGCCGACCGGAUGUUGGAUAUGGGUUUCGAACCCCAAAUUCGUAGAAUAGUGGAACAAAUGGAUAUGCCACCGGCUGGUGAACGUCAAACCAUGCUGUUUAGCGCCACCUUUCCUAGAGAAAUUCAGAGACUGGCAUCAGACUUUUUGUCGAACUACAUCUUCCUUGCCGUGGGUAGGGUGGGGUCCAGUACAGAACUGAUAGUGCAACGCGUAGAAUAUGUGCAAGAUUCGGACAAACGUAGCAUGCUGAUGGACUUGAUCCACGCUCAGAGUGCUUUGGCUCCUCCUGGACAGCAGUCUUUAACUUUAGUCUUUGUAGAGACUAAGAAAGGAGCAGAUUCUUUGGAGGACUGGCUGUGUCGCAUGGGUUUCCCUGCUACAACAAUUCACGGCGAUCGGAGCCAACAGGAGCGUGAGCAUGCUUUGAGAUCCUUCCGGACUGGUGUUACACCUAUUCUUGUUGCGACGGAUGUGGCUGCUCGAGGGCUGGAUAUUCCACAUGUUGCUCAUGUUGUGAAUUUCGAUCUGCCCUCUGAUAUCGAUGACUAUGUACAUCGUAUUGGGCGUACAGGUCGUGCUGGGAAGAGUGGUGUAGCCACAGCUUUCUUCAAUGAGAAAGACCAGUCAUUAGCAAGAUCUUUGGCAGAGCUGAUGACCGAGUCCAGUCAGGAAGUACCAGGAUGGCUGACUAACUAUGCCACCAGAGCGAGUUAUGGAGGUGGAGGUAGGAACAGGCGGUCAGGAGGUGGGGGAUCGAAGUUUGGAGGACGUGAUUUCCGUAGAGAUGGUGCCAGGGGUGGUGGUGGAGGCCAUCAUGGCGGGUACGGUGGUGGCGGUGGUGGAUAUGGUGGAGGUGGAUAUGGAGGUGGAAGCAGCGCUUGGGAUUAGAGCUAAUGUCGUAGCGAGUCAAGUAGAUGCUUUUGGUAGCUUCAGACACGCCCUUACGAGAGGUGCACAGUUUUGCUCACAAUUUUCUUAUACCGUUCUUUAGACAUGAUGACCGCCCCUUUUGUUCUGGUAGGUCGUAGAUUGACUGGUCGGCUCUCACUUGGCCGGGUGUAUAUUAUCGCUCAGUAUUUGAGGCAGAGCUGAAGAGUCAUGGAUAGCCGGGGUCUGCAUUUGUCAUUGGGGUCUUCUCCCACUGUUGUCUGCAAAAUGUAGGAGCUACAUAUUCAGAAGUACAUUGGUAUCAAAUUUUACCUUGAAUUCGGAUGGAGAGUUUGUAGGAGAUGUUGAACUGUGGUAAGUGGCCUUCAAGUGCCCAAUUGGUGCUGGUACAGAAUCCUACUGUUGAAUCUACACUUUUGCUGCGCUUUGGUGAUGUGCGAAUAAAGUUUUCUCAAGUUUCGGUCGGAGAUGUUGUAAGCAACCUCUGAUCUUGGAAAUUAA
Messenger RNA from Physcomitrium patens, 2831 nucleotides. RefSeq names its product DEAD-box ATP-dependent RNA helicase 11. Gene Ontology annotation, molecular function: RNA helicase activity; nucleic acid binding; ATP binding. NCBI's taxonomy places the organism in Eukaryota, Viridiplantae, Streptophyta, Bryopsida, Funariales, Funariaceae. The record is from RefSeq and is a predicted model, not a curated record.